AAAAAAAAACAAACCCAGAAAAGCCUCGGGAAAAGACCUGAAAAAACCCAGAAAAGCAUCGGAAAGUGGCCUAAAAAAUCCCAAAAAUACCCCCAAAAAGCCCCCCCAAAAACCCCAAAAAGGCUCAGAAAAAGACCUGAAAAAACCCCAAAAAUCUCCCAGAAAAGCCUCAAAAAAAAAAAAAAAACUCAGAAAAGCCUCGGAAAAUGCCCUAAAAAACCCCAAAAAGGCUCCCCAAAAAAACCCAAAAAGGCUCAGAAAAAGACCUGAAAAAAACCCAAAAAACCUCCCAGAAAAUCCUCGAAAAAUGUCCUAAAAAAACCCCAAAAAGGCCCCAAAAAAACCCCAAAAAGCCUCAGAAAAAAACCAAAAACCGCCCCAAAAACCUCCCUGAAAAGCCUCAAAAAGCCCCAAAAAAGCCCCAGAAAAAGACCUAAAAAAACCCCAAAAAAUCCCAAGAAAAGACCCCAGAAAAGGCUCAAAAAAUGCCCUUAAAAAAUCCCCCGAAAAUCCCAUAAAAGCCUAAAAAAACCCCAAAAAGCCCCAAAAAAACCUCCCGGAAAAGGCUCAAAAAAUGCCCUAAAAAAAACCCAAAAAGGCCCCCAAAAAACCCCAAAAAGCUUCAGGAAAAGACCUGAAAAAUCCCAGAAAAGCCUCGGAAAAAGACCUAAAAAAACCCAAAAACGCCCCAAAAAAACCUCCCAGAAAAGCCUCGGAAAAUGCCCUAAAAAACCCAAAAAAGCCCUUAAAAAAAACCCAAAAGGCCCCCAAAUAACCCCGAAAAGCAUAAAAAAAAAAACCCAGAUCCCUAAAAAAACCCAUAAAAAAGCCUAAAAAAAAACCCAAAAAGGCCCCCAAAAAGCCGCAAAAAAACCCCAAAAAGCUCCCCCCCAAAAAAAACCCCAAAAAACCCCACAAGGCUCCCCCAAAAAAACCUUAAAAAAAUCUAAAAUAAUCCCAAAAAAGCUCCAAAACCCCCAAAAAGCUCCUGCAAAAACACCCAAAAAACCUUAAAAAUGUCAAAUAAUCCCAAAAAACCCCAAAACCUCCCCAGAAAAACACAAAAAACUUUAAAAAUGUCAAAUAAUCCCCCCCAAAAAACCUAAAAAAAACCCCCAAAAAACCUACCAAAAAAAACCCCACAAAAACCCCAAUUAAUCCCAAACACCCACAAAAAAAAAAACCAAAAAGCCCCAAAAAUCCCCUUAAAAACACCCAAACAAAUCCCAAAAAUCCCAAAUAUAUCCCAAAAAUUCCCCCAAAAAUCCCAAAAAAUCCAAAAUAAAUCCCAAAUAAAUUCCAAAUAAAUUCCAAAAGAUCGCAAAAAAUCCAAAAUUAAUCCCCAAAAUCCCAAAUAAAUCCCAAAUAAAUUCCAAAUAAAUCCCAAAAAAUCCCAAAAUAAAUCCCAAAUAAAUCCCAAAAAUCCCAAAUAAAUCCCAAAUAAAUUCAAAUAAAUCCCAAUAAAUCCCAAAUAAAUUUCAAAUAAAUCCCAAAAAAUCCAAAAUUAAUCCCAAAUAAAUCCCAAAUUAAUCCCAAAAUGCCCAAAAUCCCAACCCCCCCCCCCCCAUUUAUUCCCCCGGGCGGGGCCGCCCCUCCCCCCCCAGCUCGGCCCGGAUUAAAGAGCCAAGGGACUGGUCUGGACUGGUCUGAACUGGUUUGGACUGGUCUGGACUGGUCUGGACUGGUCUGGACUGGUUUGGACUGGUUUGGACUGGUUUGGACUGGUUUAUACUGGGGGGCUGGGGGUGCACUCUGCCUGCGAGUCCCCGGCGCUCCCAGUGCUCCCAGUUCCCAUUCCCAGUGCUCCCAGUGCUCCCAGUUCCCAUUCCCAGUGCUCCCAGUAUCCCCAGUUCCCAUUCCCAGUGCUCCCAGUGUCCCCAGUUCCCAUUCCCAGUGCUCCCAGUAUCCCCAGUUCCCAUUCCCAGUGCUCCCAGUGUCCCCAGUUCCCAUUCCCAGUGCUCCCAGUGUCCCCAGUUCCCAUUCCCAGUGCUCCCAGUUCCCAUUCCCAGUGCUCCCAGUGUCCCCAGUUCCCAUUCCCAGUGCUCCCAGUUCCCAUUCCCAGUGUCCCCAGUUCCCAUUCCCAGUGCUCCCAGUGUCCCCAGUUCCCAUUCCCAGUGUCCCCAGUUCCCAUUCCCAGUGCUCCCAGUUCCCAUUCCCAGUGCUCCCAGUUCCCAUUCCCAGUGUCCCCAGUUCUCGCAGCCUGCCCGACACCGCCGCGCCGCCAGGUGUCGCACUCCCGGGCGGAGCCGUUCCGGCCGCCGCUCUCGCUGCUCCCGCACCGGAAGUGGCCGCUCCGGCCGCUGCGGCCGCUUCUCUAUGGUUCGCUCCUCCCCUCCCGGCGGCGCCGUCACGUGACCGAAACCAGCCCGGCGUCGCGUGACCGGAAGCUCGGUGACGUCACUGUUUGCGGAAGUGCCCGAGCGGAGCCGGUGUGCCAUGGAGAUGCUGUUUGGGCGGCGGCGCUCUCCGGAGGAGCUGCUCCGGCAGAACCAGCGCGCUCUGUCCCUGUGUGCCAUGGAGAUGCUGUUUGGGCGGCGGCGCUCUCCGGAGGAGCUGCUCCGGCAGAACCAGCGCGCUCUGGCGCGCGCCGUGCGCGAGCUGGAGCGAGAGCGGCUCAAGCUGGAGGCGCAGGAGAAGAAAAUCAUCGUGGACAUCAAAAAGAUGGCCAAGCAGGGCCAGAUGGACGCCGUGCGGGUGCUGGCCAAGGACCUGGUGCGGACGCGGCGCUACGAGCGCAAGUUCAUCGCCAUGAGAGCCAACGUGCAGGGGGUGGCGCUGCGCGUGCAGACCCUGAAAUCCCACAGCGCCAUGGCCAGCGCCAUGCGCGGCGUCACACGGGCCAUGGCCACCAUGAACCGCCAGCUGAAGCUGCCGCAGAUCCAGCGCAUCCUGCAGGAGUUCCAGAAGCAGUCGGAGCUCAUGGACAUGAAGGAGGAGCUGAUGAGCGACGCCAUCGACGACGCCCUCGGGGACGAGGACGACGAGGACGAGAGUGACGCCGUGGUGUCGCAGGUCCUGGACGAGCUGGGGCUGAACCUGACGGAGGAGCUGGCCACGCUGCCGGCCCCGGGGGGGUCCCUGGCGGCGGGGGAAGGCCGCGGGGGCGCCGAGGCGGCCGCGGCCGCUUUGGCCGACGCCGACGCCGACCUGGAGGAGCGGCUGAAGAACCUGCGGCGGGACUGAGCCUUCGGCGCUGCUCGGAACUGCUCGGGGCCGCUCGGGGCUUCUUCGGGGCCGCUCGGCGCUGCUCGGGUCUUCUUCGGAGCAGCUCGGAGCUACUCGGGACGGCUCGGGGCGGCUCGGAACUGCUCGGGGCGGCUCGGGGCGUCUUCGGGGCUUCUUCGGGGCUGCUCGGAGCUGCUCGGAGCAGCUCGGGGCUUCUUCGGGGCUGCUCGGAGCGGCUCGGGAAGGCUCGGGACUGCUCGGGGCUUCUUCGGGGCGGCUCGGGGCUGCUCGGAGCCGCUCGUGGCCGCUCGGGACUGCUCGGGGCCGCUCGUGGCCGCUCGGGACUGCUCGGGGCCGCUCGGGGCCGCUCGGGGCCGCUCGGGGAUUCUUUGGGGUUUCUUUGGGGUUUUCGGAUUUUUUGGGAUUUUUUUUCGGGAUUUUUCGCCGUCCCAGAGCGGGGAUUUUGCCUCUUUAUUCCGAUUUUCGGGGGGAUUUUCCAGUCCCUGCCCCACGCUUGGGGCCUUCCAAAAUCUGAGCCCCUUUAUUUAGGAUUUCCCCCAAUUUUUGGGAUUUUUUUUCUGAUUUUUUUAGGAUUUCUGUCGGAUUUUUUUGGGAUUUUUCACCGUCCCAGAGGGGGGAUUUUCCCCCUUUAAUCCCAUUUUUUGGAGUGGUUUUGGGAUUCUGACCCCCCCAAGUGGGAUUUUCCCCUUUUUUGGGAUUUCCCCCCUUUUUUUUGGGAUUUUCCCCUUUUUUGGGGGCUUUUCACUCUUUUUUUUUGGGAUUUUUUUCCCCUUUAUUUAGGAUUUCCCCUUUUUGGGAUUCCCCCUUUAUUUAGGAUCCCCCUUUAUUUAGGAUUUCCCUUUAUUUAGGAUUUUUCCUUUAUUUAGGAUUUCCCCUUUAUUUAGGAUUUCCCUUUAUUUAGGAUUCCCCCUUUAUUUAGGAUUUCCCUUUUUUGGGAUUUCCCUUUAUUUAGGAUCCCCCUUUAUUUAGGAUUCCUCCUUUAUUUAGGAUUUCCCUUUAUUUAGGAUUUCCCUUUAUUUAGGAUUUCCCUUUUUUGGGAUUUCCCUUUAUUUAGGAUUUCCCUUUAUUUAGGAUUCCUCCUUUAUUUAGGAUUUCCCUUUAUUUAGGAUUUCCCUUUUUUGGGAUUUCCCUUUAUUUAGGAUUUCCCUUUAUUUAGGAUUUCCCUUUUUUGGGAUUUCCCUUUAUUUAGGAUUUCCUCUCUGGGCUCUUUCCCCUUUCUGGGACUGCUUUGGGGUAAAUUCCCCUUUUUGGGGUUUUUUCCCCAUUUCUGGCUCUUUCUCCCUUUUGGGGUUUUUUCCCCAUUUUUGGGAUUUCCCCAAUAAAGUUCCCUUGGGGC
Messenger RNA from Vidua chalybeata, 4522 nucleotides. RefSeq names its product charged multivesicular body protein 2A (gene CHMP2A). NCBI's taxonomy places the organism in Eukaryota, Metazoa, Chordata, Aves, Passeriformes, Viduidae. The record is from RefSeq and is a predicted model, not a curated record. Gene Ontology annotation, biological process: protein transport; late endosome to vacuole transport; endosome transport via multivesicular body sorting pathway. The transcript is spliced from 7 exons. The coding region runs from base 2437 to 3183 and encodes 248 amino acids. Gene Ontology annotation, cellular component: multivesicular body; ESCRT III complex.